Messenger RNA from Pocillopora meandrina, 13044 nucleotides. The record is from the annotation of a GenBank genome assembly. NCBI's taxonomy places the organism in Eukaryota, Metazoa, Cnidaria, Anthozoa, Scleractinia, Pocilloporidae.
CAAGAUCGUUUCUUGAAGCGGCGAUAAUGCAUACUAGUUAUUACAUGUUGGUUAUCGCGGUGUUAAACUUGGCGACGUGUCGUACUCGGGAAGUGUAUUCCAAUACAUGGGUUGCGAAGGUUGAUGGUGGUCUUCGGGAGGCCGAAAGGAUAGCAAGAGAAAAGGAUCUUACACUGUUAGGCCAGGUAGGGGAGACAUUGAUUCAUUAGCCUCCCGUGAGUGGCACAAGUGCCUCGAAGGAUGCUAUUUUUCAUUUGAGGUUUUCUGCUGGAGGGAAUUCAACUUAUCCUCUUCAUUUCACGCGUUUGUUUGAUCAAUGAAUUGGAAGUGUUUUUUGUCUUCAUUUAUAGGUUGGAAGUCUGGAAGGAUUUUAUUUGUUCAAGCACAAUUCACAUCCCAAACGAUCGAAACGCGAUGCCAUGGAUAUUACAUCGGACCUUGGUGAACAUCCUAAUGUAUGCAUUGCGUUUUAUAAUCCAUUCUUAACAUCUACUCUAGCAUUAUCAGGAACAUGCUAAAUCCAGGAAGUUGGUUUCUUUUGUUACGGCAGUCUUGCACUUCCUCAACGACUUUAAUGAUAUUUUUUCUUCUGUUUAAGGUGAUUUGGGCAGAUCAACAAAUUGUGAAGAGACGCGUACGAAGAGAUUAUAAUCCCAAGUUAAAUGAUCCAGAUUAUAGUAAACAGUGGUUUCUGGUAAGUUAGGAGUAAGUCAAAUUCUAUCGUUAGUUCGCCAGGGAGCUAGUUCUUGCUCUUACAGUCGUAGAAAUGAGCUUAAGAGUAUGUUAAACUUUCGUGUGAUCAGAGAAAAUUUUUGUCGAGUUGUAAAUUUACACCAACAACGAUUUUUGAAGUGCAAAUGAAAAAAACAUCUUAAUGAUAGAUCUGAAGCGGAUACGUUGCGGUGAAAGUUAUGCCCAAUUAUAGAAUUUAAUUGAAGAGAGCAUAAAGUCCAUUUUUUUAGAGCGUCUUACAAAGUACCAUGUGCAAGUUUACGUUUACCGGUAGUGCAUUUAAUUGUGCAAAGAGAUUUCUGAGAUUUGAAAUAAUCUUAGACACAAAUCUGAAACAAUUCUUUUGAAACAUUUUGAAGACGAUUACUCUCUAUUUCCGUUUGUAUAGUGUAAUUUAAACGAUUCACGAAAGCGGAGCAGGUGUAAUUUAUUAUAUAAAAUAUUCCUUUAGGGUUUCCCUUUACCUUCACUGUAAUUAUUAUCAUGAAAAAAAGUAUUUUAAUUUUUUUUUUCAUUAUGAUUUUUACAAUUUUUAAAAUCGUUUUGACUCAAAAACUGUUCCAAGUGGAAUAUUUUAUUUGCUUUUUUCAUUCCACUCCACUUUUUAUUUGCCACAUAGAUAUUUUUUACUGAUCUGGUAAAUUAUACAUUUAUACAAAUCUGUCUGAUUGGCGUGUGGGAGAAACCACUCUUGCACAUCUGCUAUUCAUAUUUUCUUGGUCUCCCAGAAUAUAUUCAAAAUACUUGAUACAAGGAGGUAUAUAAAAUAGUUGUUAGGUUAUUGAGCUCAGCUAUACUGGUAGUUUGCACUGCUUUUAAGAAUGCCAGUUGGAAGUCAGAUAAAAAAGGAAGUCAGAAAAAAAGAGCCUAUUUCCAGCUGCGGGCUGUGGGAUUGCAUGGCAAGCUGGAGACAAAUUAAAGAUAAACUCAACAUAACCAAUAGCAGUAGCUUUUAUUUUUUCCUUUUGUUAGAUGGAUAUUUGUCAUGUUUUCCUGCAAACUGAGAACCUAAAACAGGCACUUUUUUUGAUCGAUUCUAAAAUGACACCUUUCCAGAGGCAUUUGACAGCAGCACUAGGUAAUGAUUUGUACAACAAGUACAUGAAGUGAUAGAGAGCACCCAUCCUUUUUACCAGUGUAUGACUGUGAUAUCUCAAGGAAGAGAUAGAGGGAGCAAUGAAUUUUCAAAAAUUGGCUCUCAUUUUCUUUCUUAUUGAUUGCAACAGUUAUAUAUACCAUCUAGAUUUCAUUCAGUGAUAGUUUUAAGUGGGUUUUGGUUAUCCAUUUUUCCCCAGAUGAUGAAAUGCAUUUUGUUAUGGUAAGGGAACGACAUAAAUGAUAUUGCACAGCUCUCUCACAAAUGGAGGGCUGAUAUAUAACAUUUGCUUUUUUUUCACAAUGAAUUAUUGCUUUUCUUUUACAGCAUAAUAGAGACAGUAUAUUUAGAGGAUAUGAUCACAAUGUCCUUCCCGUAUGGGAACAGGGUGUUACUGGCAAGGGCAUAGUUGUGUCCAUCCUAGAUGAUGGUAUGUGAAUUUUAACCAGGAUAUCUUUUGCAAGUACACAGAUAUACGAAUAUUUGAAUAUUGAAGACCUCGAAUAUUGAUUUGUCACAGAUAUUGCUAGGCUAAGUUGCUCACUAUUGGUGAAUACAGUUCCCCUAAUAUUGACAACAAGAGUGAGUACAAGAAAAAGAAAUUUCUUUGUGUCAAAUCUGAUUGCUGUUAGAACUAUCUCAAUGGAGACACUUUCAUAAUAUACAAACAAUAAUGAAUUAAUAAUGAUUACCGGUAGAUACUGAUUUAGGAGAGUUACUAGGUCAUACAAUCUUUCACUCUAGUUGAUAUCAAAUGUCAGUAUAAUUCCCUGACUUUUCCCUGAUAAUGAAAUAAACUCUGACCAAAAGAAUACAUUAUAUGUAAUUUCUAUAGUUAAUCCUUUCAGCCCAUGGUUUCACAGAGAAAUUCAAUAAAAUAGAUCACAAUAAAGCAAUCAAUACUUCAUUGUGAUGUAUUCGGUUCUUUGGCCAUGGCAACAAGAGGAGUCAAUAUUUAGAGAAUUAGGAGAAUUGCUAACGAGAUCUUGAGAGUGAAAGUGUUAAAUAAGUAGAAGUAUAACUACUCCUGCUAGUCUUUCACAGGCUACCCCCUGGUGUUUUAUGAGGCCUCCCAGUUGCUUUGCCCAUACUCAUUUGAACUGGACCUCUUUACCUUGAGUCCAGUUCGCUCUGCAUUAGGCCACUGUAUCUGUACAUGGAAAAGGCGAAAAAUGGCUAUGAAGGUCUUCAUUAUUAAGUUCAACAUUGAGAUCAAAGUGAACAAAAAAGCUUCUUCUGUCCAUGAAUGAUUUGAAAUCAACCAUUAGUAUUGUGAAUAUUUCAAUUUCCUCCAGCAUAAUUUAGUUCCUAGACUUUCACUGACUAUGGUUAAUUUGAUUGUCAUCAUUCUAUUGCUUUCAUCUCAGUCUGUCUGUCCUAUUCUUUUGUAGGAAUUGAGUAUAAACAUGGGGAUUUAAAGGACAAUUAUGUAAGUUCUUAUCAGUAAUUGUUAUAGCAAUGUUAACCCUUUAUUGCUUUUGGCCUUUUACAGCCACCUUGUUUUUAUGACCCCCCCUUAAUUUGGACCACAUUUUCAUAGCCUUGUGGGGGAUGUAUUAAGAAGGUUUUGCAGUAAAUUAAUAAUAAAUCAAUUAAUAGUAAAAGCACCCCCAAGUUGCCACUGUUUUGUACUGUUGCUCUGAUGAGUUUGAGAAAUUUUGGCAAGUGAAUUUAUAUAAGAGUUUGCCAUGAAGCAAGCUGUUAUGUUGUUGCCACUUUAGGUGUUUAUGGUUUUAAGUGAAACUGAGAUUAAACAUUGGCAGUCCUUUUAUAGUACUUCAUUAUUUUCAGCAUCUACCAUUGAACAGAAGGAUUGAGAAACUCAGUGAUGCCUUUAAGAUUUCUGAAAGCCCCUUCAACCCUUUAAACCCUGAGAGUGACCAGCAUCUAACUUCUCCUUACAGUUAUAUGGCCAAAUCAUUCAUUGAGAUUAUGAGAAUAUAGCAAAUGAUCACCACCCAAAGAAGCUCUGAUUGUUAAACAAAUUCUCCUUGUCAGUACUAAAGGAAACUUAUAGAGAAGAGAAUGGAGAAUAUGGAUACUGAUGUUAAGGUGUUAAGGGUUAAUGAUUACAUCACAUGUCUUUCAGGAUUCUGAGGCUAGUUAUGACUAUAACAGCAAUGAUCCUGAUCCUGCUCCAAGACCAACAUGGAAUGAUGAAAACAGGUGAGUCAUGUAAAAAGGCAAACAAAUGCUUCAAUAUCAAUGAGGUACAUUAGUUUACACUUUGCCUCUUUAAUUCUGUAAGCUCUGUUGCUGAGAUCAUUUGACAGCUUCAGGCAUAGUAAGGAGUAUAAAAUUAGUGCAACCAUAAGUGUAAUUUCAUGAAAUCCAGAGGUUGGUUUUGCAUCUGUCCAAAAUCAACCACAAUUUUCUAGUUGCUGUGAGUUGUCAUUUGAUUUUGAACAUUUUGGAUUUGAUCUCUAUGAUUAAAGACCUACUUUUCAUAAUUUGAUUGAUGUUAACCCUAUAACCCCCAAGAUUGAUUGCUAAUACUCCCCUCGAGCUGCUACACUUUUCCUUGUAAAUUAGUUGUGAGAAUUUUAUGUGAGAUAAAGACAACAACUUCUACCUGAAAAGUUCUCAUUACCUGUUUGCUGGAUAAUGUAUGGAUAUUAUAGGGAGUUACAUGUUGAUCACUUCUGGGAAUUGAAGGAUUAAGUUAUUUGCUUCUCACAUUACCUAGGCAUGGUACAAGAUGUGCAGGUGAAGUGGCUGCUGCAUGGAACAACAGUGUCUGUGGUGUGGGCGUGGCACCAGGAUCAAAAGUUGGAGGUAAGCUGGCUGUAUAGGUAUAAACAUGCAAGUAUACAAACAAAAAAUACCAUAUGCAGUUGCAAGGAAAUAUCUACAGGCUAAUGUCGGUAUUGAGGGAAAAUUUGAAGGUCUUCAAAGAUUGCUUAAUCAAGAAUGCAAUACCAGUUUUGACAGCUUUCCCUAGACCAUGUUUUGCAACCAGCUGUCUUCUACUCAAAGGCGGCGACACACUUGGUGAUUUUAUGUGCCAAUCGCUGUGAUCAGAGCUUAAAAUCGCCAAUAUCUGACAUGCAAUUUUGAACAUUGUAAUGGCAAUAAAAUCCCCAGGUGUUUUGCUUGCCUAAGACUCCAGGGCUGAGUUGUUUAAAGCCAGGUGAAGAUGACUUAGGGUUAGUGUGAAUUCUGAUUUCAGAUAUGAAAGUCUUAAAAGAGAAUUUAGUAUAAUUCUUUUUUUCUACAAUUUGAUGAUUGAAUGCUUCAAAAGAAUAGAGGAAAUUAGCCCAAAGGAGGCCUUAGAACAAAGGAAUAAGGAAACCUGAAUUAGUUUUGAAGCCUCUUUGGCCUCUUACAUUCACAAUCCUCUUCACUCAAGAGUGUAAAUGGGCACCUGAAAAUUGCCAGGGAGAGUUUAAAAAGUGCUUGAGGUGUAUUUGUGAUAGACUUACAUCAAGUCUCUUUUUACCUGUAAGCCUACCAAUACUAGGAGAGCUCUGAUUGUAGAGUGCCACUGGGCACACUACAGUGAGCUUAUUUCUCCAAGAUCUGAGAUUUUUUCACCACAUGCCAAGGUGUCAUCACUCUGGACCCGUUACUCUCUUUUGGGUGAAUCAAUUCAGAUUGCAAAAAUUUUUACAUGUGUUUUUCUGUGGGUUUUAGGUGUACGCAUGCUUGAUGGUGAUGUGACAGAUGCAGUAGAGGCAUCAUCUCUGAGUCUUAAUCCUCAGCAUAUUGAUUUGUACAGUUCAAGCUGGGGACCAGAUGAUGAUGGGAGAACAGUUGAUGGACCAGCUACUUUGGCAAAAAAGGCAUUUGCUGAUGGUGUUCAAAAGGUAAACCUUUUUUAUUAUGGCCUCUUCUAAUGCAAGGCUCAGUUCAAACAUUGUGCUUCUACCUUUUCAAACUUAAUUCAGUUCAGUUAAGUUCAAAAAAGCACAGCAGAAGCAUGACGUCUGAAUCAAACUUUUUAAUUAAGUGUUCUAUAUUUGGUGAAAACACCAUUGUAUUAUUAAGGGUAACAUUGAAAGGAGAGCUGUAAAAUAAAAGAAAUCAAAUGAAAAAUGUGCAUGACAUUUAGCUUGUUUCAUUCCCUUACAGGGCCGUGGUGGAUUAGGUUCCAUUUUUGUGUGGGCCUCUGGCAAUGGGGGGAGAGGCCAUGACAGUUGCAGUUGUGAUGGCUACACAAAUAGUAUUUACACUUUGUCAAUCAGCUCAGCAACAGAACAUGGAACUUCUCCAUGGUAUUCCGAGUACUGUGCAUCAACUCUGGCCACUACUUUUAGCAGUGGAAGCUAUGAUAUGAGAAAAAUUGUAUGUACAUUAAGUAUAGAUACUUUUUCCCUUACUGUAUUUAUUCAGUUAUUUGUUACAAAUAUCAUAAAAGUCGUUGUUGUAAGAUUCAAUGUUACCUUUACAAAAUGGCAUGAAGCUACUGGAGGAAAAUUGUCGCUGAAAGAGCAUUAUGACCUCCAGGUUGUAUCACUUGUUUUUAAAUAAAAAAUAUUUGUAAUUUAAUGUUGUUAUAAACAGAAGUCAAGUAACAACAUGAUGUUUGGUUAUAGGUUACCACAGACCUGCAUGGUAGAUGUACAGAUUCACAUACAGGCACAUCUGCUUCAGCACCUCUUGCUGCUGGAAUAUUAGCCCUUGCAAUGGAAGUUAAGUAAGUACUGAUCCCUCAUUCCUUUUUGUACAGUACUGUGAAACACAGAUAACAAUGAACACCAGAGGCAUGCAUGGAAUGUUAUUAUGUGUCAGGGAAAUGCCAAAUGGGUAAAGGCUUUGGAUAACUGAACUCCAAAUUAGUUUGUGUUUUUUGGAAGUUUUCUUGCAUGUGCUGAACUUUGUUGUGAUUGGUCAGGUCACCUGUGGAGGUAAAAUGUUCACUUUUCUCAGUUUCACAGUAACAGCGUUGGUGUGACUUAAUGAUGAAGAUAUUUCGUGGUCACAUCAUUCAGGGUGUGCCUAAUUUUAACAUGCUCAUUCUUCUCACCCAGUCGCAACCUGACCUGGAGGGACAUGCAGCAUCUUGUUGUUCGAACAUCAUCCAAUGCUAAGUUGAAAUCCGAUGACUUUGUUGUCAAUGCAGUUGGGAGGAAGGUCAGCCACAAGUUUGGUUAUGGUUUACUUGAUGCUUUAGCACUUGUCAACCUUGCAAGGAAGUGGAAAACUACACCAGCCCAGCAUGUCUGUCGUGAAAUACCUGAAGCACAGCAGAGGUGAUCCUUAAAUUUGAAAUGUAUAAAUUUUUCAGAAUGAAUGACAAUGCAUCAUGAAAGAUCUGUUGUCCUUUUUUUCAUUUAAUUUACUACUCAUCACUUAAUAUUUUCUCCUUUAGACCAAUUCCUGGAACUGGCUCUUUAAAGGUGACUAUUGAUGCAACAGCUUGUUCAGGUAGUGACCGCUAUGUGCGGUACUUGGAACAUGUCCAAGUGGUCAUAACCUUGACUUUUACACGACGUGGAGACCUCACUAUUAAGCUGAUUUCCCCUCGUGGAACAGCUUCAGUUUUAUUGCCACAGCGAAGGGAAGACUACUCAGGUGCUGGCUUUACAGAUUGGGAAUUCAUGUCAACUCAUACAUGGGGUGAAGAUCCAAAAGGAACAUGGACAUUGGAGAUUGAAAACCAUGGUGAGGAAAGCUCUCUCUGACAAAAGACAUUUGUAUAUUUUAAUCUUCCUGUUUCUCACAAGUAUUCAUUGUGUCCAUUAUUUUUCAAUGAAGGAAGACAGAAGACAAGAAGAAAAAAAAUUUAUCCUGAAAUGGUGUUGUAUGACUUUAGCCAUUUCCGAAGGGUGUUCUAGUCUCUGAGAAUAACAGAAUUCUAAUCCUUAAUCAUAAUAUAAAGGAAACUGCUUUCAUCACAAGAAAUGGAUAUGAAUCGGUAUGUGACCUUAUGUAAUUAACGUUUCAUGAUUCCAUAAGAGGAAGGGAAAGAAGGUUUGGACAAAAAGGCAUUGUUGAUUAAGUAUAUUUUUUGGUUUUAUCUUUUCCAGGUGCUUCUCGAAAUAGUGGAACACUCAAGAAUUGGUAUUUGAUUACUUAUGGCACAUCAGAACCGCCACAACCUACUGAUUCCACAAAGGAACCAGUAGCUGCCUGCAACUUGGAAUGCCAAAAUGGCUGCACUGGACCAAGGGCAAACCAAUGUAAAGAGUGCAAGCACUUCAGAAGUAGCACCAGCAAUGUAAGAGUAAUUCAUUGGUAAUGACUAAUAUUAUGACCAACUUCAGUUGGAAAAUUUUGUCGUAGUACUUGUUAUCAUUUUGACAGGUCUUCAUAUAAUUAUCUUCAUGUGGACCUGUCCCUCACAACUUGAGUUUUGAUAUGUAGACCUGCAGCUCACAACUUGAGUAUUGAUAUCAUCCUUUAACUACAAGUGAAAGAAUGUCUUGCCAUUACAGCCUGAUUUUUAUAAGUUACAUACAGCAUGUUCCUUUAUUUUUGGUGUUUUACCAGUGUUAUAACCUCUAGCAAACCACCAACAAUAAUGGAAGUAAGCUUGAGAUCACCUUGCUAAGACUAUUAUUCAAUUUACAGUCACAAGUUCAUGUUCUUGGAUAUUACCUCUAGUUAAAGAGACACCUAUGGUUUAUGUUGUACACUGUUACAUUCAAGGAUGAAUCGAAAUCGUGAUUAUUUUUUUGAAGGAGUGUGUUGCCGAUUGCACCAAGACAGAAUACAGAGAUCUGGCUGCAAAACUCUGCGCCCCAUGCAGUCCAACAUGUGCAACUUGUUAUGGACCUAACUCACCUAACUGUCUAUCAUGUCAUUCACCUCUUAUUCUGAACAAUGGAAGUUGUGUGAACUUUUGCCCCGAUGGUUGGUAUAAACAUGUCAAUGGUUCUAUUCUGAUGUGCGGGAAGUGUGACAAGUCAUGUUUGACUUGUGCCGGUAAUGCAACGUCAUGCACUUCCUGUAGGUUACAGUACAGGCAUCAUUUCAGCAGAUGUGUAGCUAAAUGUGCAGAUGGACAGUACUUAGCAGAAGACGGACAGUGCAAGAUUUGUCACCCUUCUUGUCGUAAAUGUCAUGCUGGUGGUGCAAGCUCUUGCACAGAAUGUGGCACUAAAGAAACUCAGCAGCAACUGUUUCUGCAUGGGGGAGAGUGUAAGGCAUCUUGCCCAAGUGGAUUCUAUGGGGAUACAGAAAGCCAGGAAUGCAAACCUUGUUCUGCAUCAUGCAGCAGUUGUGUAGGAUCUUCAGCAUCCGAUUGUCUGUCUUGCAGCAAGGGACACUUUAGGACUGGAACCCCAGUUGGGACAUGUGUUGAAAGUUGUCCUGAGGGUACGUUGACUGAUAGUACCAUGUAGGCUUGAAAGUGAAGAUCUCACUUUUAAUUUCACUUUAUAAUAGGCUUGGCUCUGUCUGUCCAUUAGUUCCGCUGUAGGAAGGGAAAAUUCACCUGUGUUUGAACUGAUCUACCGUCUUCAUUUUUAACAAAUGCCUGAAAAACAACCAACCACUCAGGUUACCUAGUAAGUGUAAAAAGAGUGGUCUUACUGCUCGCUUGAGAAUUUUUCUCAACAACCCUGUCAUAAUUAUGCAGCAAUUAUCAUACUAUUGGUACUUGAUAUUCAUAAGAUAUGGAUUGAUUUGAUCGAUGUCAUUUCUAGGUCAGUAUGGGGAAUCCUCAAAUGGUACUUGUGUUGCUUGCCUGUCGUCAUGUAAACAUUGUGAUGCUAUCGAACCCACCAAAUGCACCAGCUGUCGAGAAGGCAAAUUUCUACACGUGCAUCAAUGUUUGUCUGCGGAACAUUGUCCAACUGGCACAUUUCCAAACAGUACCUCUUCGAUAUGUGAAAAUUGCCAGGUUGGAUGUGCUUCUUGCAGUCAUUCCUCGAGUCUGGAGUGUCAGUCUUGUUCAGAAGGAUUUGUUAAGUACAAAUCUCAGUGUUUGAUACGUUGUCCUGAAGGAACCUUCCCUAGGAAUUCCAGGUAAGGCUUGGUAUGUAAUGUUGUGGGGAUAGCUUAUUAGCAUAUUAUUCUCAUUGAUAAUUUUCAAAACGUGUUGCAGCAGAAAACGUAUGACAGACCACGCUGAUUCUUGCGAUUUAACUGAUUAAAGAGCUAUGUAAUAUUUGUACAACUAAAAAAGAAUCGUCAUUUACACUAUCUUGUUUUGUUUUUUGCGCAGCUGUGUCCCUUGUAACUCAGCAUGUCGCACAUGCUUUGGUGAGGAAAGCAACCACUGUUUCUCUUGCUCCCCUUCGAAUGUUUUGGCUGGAUCAAUGUGUGUCACCAAAUGUCCGGAUGGAACGUUCCACAGUCAAAAUCCUCCUACCUGUAAAUCUUGCCACACAAAUUGUGAAACAUGCCGUGGACCGUCUGCUAGCGACUGCCAGACUUGUAGAGGUAUUUUGAACUCUAUCAUCAUUUUUUUAUGCAGAACUCAAGGAGGUCUAUAAUCAUGAAAACGAUGACAGAAAUAGGAAAAUAAAGUAUUUUCUUCUGACCUUUCUCCUCGGAGCAAUUCUUUUAAUUGAUCACCUUUGUAAAAGGACUAGUUUAGGAGGACUCGUUUAGCCUAAUCGUAUAUUCAAGAUUUACAUUUCCCUUUUUUUUCUCUUUCCACAAUUUUCACUUCCUGUGACCGCUUAUUGCCACAUUGUUACCAGAGAACAAACGGAUAAAACUUUUGGGAGCAGGGAAGAUUUUCUUUUGUUGUAACGCCUUUUUUUAAAACUUGUUUUCUUUACAGCUGGCUGGUCGCUUGAUGGCUCUGAAUGCAAACCAGUUUGUCCAAGAGGCAAGUUUAAUAGUAGUGACGGCUGUCAGAGGUGCCAUCCUGUGUGCCAUUCAUGCACUGGUCCAGAUGAAAAAGACUGCCUAAGCUGCAGUGAUAUAAAGUUUCUGGAUUUGCUAACAAAACAGUGUUCCUAUGAGUGUCCAGACGGUUACUUCGGUGAGCUGGAUACAACACGAUGUAAGCCGUGCUCCCCUGGAUGCACAAAAUGCAAAAACGAAGUGGAAUGUUUGUCCUGUCAGCCAGGUUUAUUGUUUGUUGCUAAUUCAUGUCGAACACAGUGCCCAGCAGGCCAAUAUCGUAGCAAAACUAACUCAUGUGAACCUUGUGAUGGUAUGUGCAAGGAAUGUGUGAGGUCUUCCAACAACUGUGUCCGGUGCAAAGAACACGAGGUUCUGAAUAAUGGAAUCUGUGUCAGUAUCUGCCCGAUUGGAACCUAUCUACUGCCAGGAACAAAGAGUUGUGCGCCAUGUCAUUCAUCAUGCAAGUCUUGCACAGGACCCGGUGCGGAUCAAUGUACCAGAUGUCAUCCUGCAUCUGUCAUGGCGAACUCAAGAUGUUUAGCAUCUUGUCCGUCAGACUAUUACUUUGACAGAGAAGUUAAUAGUUGCCAGCGAUGUGACUACUAUUGUUCAACCUGUGAAGGAGGUAAGUUUUAUGAGUAGUUUUUUUCCUUAGCUGUACAACUGUCGACAUAUAAAAAUAAUUAAGGUUGGAGUAUCUCAUCCUGCAAUAUUCAGUUACGUUUGUAAACCAUUAAACUUGCCGUGCAAAAUGAGAGAACAGUAGAAAAUAUCUCAUAGAUCGAAAGGUUCGGAUAACGUCGGUACACCAUUUAUCCACGGUUAGAUCAAAAUAUCCCUUUUGGCUUGUAAAUUCGAUAUGCAAUGAUCUUGAGUCUACAGGUGUCGAAGUGCUUAAGAGUAAGCUUUAAUCAUUCUAUCGUACUCACGUUGGCUAUCUUUUAUCCAAUUCUUUUGCAGGGAAUGGCCUCAGAAAUUGCACAAGGUGUAUACCACCAUUUGUGCUCUAUAAGCACUACUGUAUCAGAGAGUGUCCCAAACAUGGCUGGGUAUUGGAUACCAGUCGUCAGAAGUGUAUCAAAUGUCACCCUUCUUGUUCAAGGUGUAUUGGGCCUACAGCGAAUGACUGCAUCGCAUGCAGCAAACCAGAUACAAGUCUAGUUGGCUUUUCGUGCAAAAAGGAAUGUCCCCAUGGAACAUUUCCAAAUCGGGACACAGGUCUCUGUGAGAAAUGUCACCCAACCUGCCAGACAUGUUCUGGUGCUGGCGCAGACACUUGCUUAUCAUGUGCAAAAGACCUAGUUCAAAGUCAAGACAAAGGAACGUGCGGCUCAGUAUGCCCUGAAGGAAAAUUUUCUCUUGUAGGAAAAUGUGAGAAGUGUCAUCCAAAUUGCAGAUCAUGCAAUGGCCCAGAUAGUUUCAACUGUCUUAGUUGCUCACAAGGCAAAGUAUUCUACAAUUUUACUUGUGUCAGUAGCUGUCCCAGUGGAUCGUUUCUUACGGAACAGUAUGGUAUUCAUCAGUGUCAAACGUGUCAUCCUGUCUGUCAAUCUUGUUAUGGUUUCUCUUCAGAUAACUGUCGCUUAUGUAAGAGCCCGCUUUAUCUUGAGCGUGGAAUGUGCGUUGUACAGUGUUCGCCCAAUCAUUCCAUUGAGGAACAAACAAGAUCUUGUCAUCCAUGUGGAAGAGAAUGUAAAUCAUCAGUCAUUGACAGGAAUCGCUCAGUGCAGUAUCCAAAUGAUAGUGCACUCAAAUUUGUGCUUGAAGAUCCCGGAAGGACUGGGCUAUCGGCAAUAGCCAUUGCAGCUAUGUCACUGGCAAUUGUUACUUUUCUUGUUGUAUUUGGGAUUCUUCAGUUUCGAUCCAAAAAGAGAAUGAAAUACUACACUAGUGUAGAAUGUAACGGUAGAGCUGAAUCUGAUGAUGAAUGCAACUGGUCUCUUAUCGAAGACGAAGACGAAGACGAGAGAAUGUAAAAUUCUACUUAUGGUUAGUGUCGUUCUACACGACAAUCGUGAACUGUUAUUCGUUCAGAAAAUAGACAGUUAUUUAAUUAAUCGCCAUUCUAACAGAUAUAAAAAAGGGGGAAAGACUUACUACACAUACUCUUGUGUCAGGCGAUCUGCUCAAAAUAAAGUGCGAAGAUUAACACGUAUUUUCAAUUUAAAAAGGCAAAUUGAUACGCAAAGUAAAAUUAUAAUCGAUCUUUGCGGUUCAGAAUGUUAUUUUUUGAAAACAAAUGUUUGUAGUCCCGUCCUCAUUGACCAUGUUAACUGACAUGUUUUCUAAGUAUCGUAUUCUUUACAUUUCAGAACGAAACCUGUUCAUAUUCUUUUGUUGAGAUAGUUAGUUUUUACAACAAAGUUUUUAUCAAAGGCAUUUAGUUUCCAAGCCUAUAUUUGACGUAAAAACCUUUGAAGAACAGUUACUAUUUCACUCAAAUCAUUUGCUUGCAGAAAGUUGCAUUUGUAUUC